AUGGCUUGGGUGCAUGGGUUGGAGUCACAGAGGGCAUGCAUGGUUGCAGAAUUGCUGGCAGCUAUCAGCGUGGGUGCUAUCAGCGUGGGUGCUAUCAGCGUGGGUGCUAUCAGCGUGGGUGCUAUCAGCGUGGGUGCUAUCAGCGUGGGUGCUAUCAGCGUGGGUGCUAUCAGCGUGGGUGCUAUCAGCGUGGGUGCUAUCAGCGUGGGUGCUAUCAGCGUGGGUGCUAUCAGCGUGGGUGCUAUCAGCGUGGGUGCUAUCAGCGUGGGUGCUAUCAGCGUGGGUGCUAUCAGCGUGGGUGCUAUCAGCGUGGGUGCUAUCAGCGUGGGUGCUAUCAGCGUGGGUGCUAUCAGCGUGGGUGCUAUCAGCGUGGGUGCUAUCAGCGUGGGUGCUAUCAGCGUGGGUGCUAUCAGCGUGGGUGCUAUCAGCGUGGGUGCUAUCAGCGUGGGUGCUAUCAGCGUGGGUGCUAUCAGCGUGGGUGCUAUCAGCGUGGGUGCUAUCAGCGUGGGUGCUAUCAGCGUGGGUGCUAUCAGCGUGGGUGCUAUCAGCGUGGGUGCUAUCAGCGUGGGUGCUAUCAGCGUGGGUGCUAUCAGCGUGGGUGCUAUCAGCGUGGGUGCUAUCAGCGUGGGUGCUAUCAGCGUGGGUGCUAUCAGCGUGGGUGCUAUCAGCGUGGGUGCUAUCAGCGUGGGUGCUAUCAGCGUGGGUGCUAUCAGCGUGGGUGCUAUCGGCGUGGGUGCUAUCGGCGUGGGUGCUAUCGGCGUGGGUGCUAUCGGCGUGGGUGCUAUCGGCGUGGGUGCUAUCGGCGUGGGUGCUAUCGGCGUGGGUGCUAUCGGCGUGGGUGCUAUCGGCGUGGGUGCUAUCGGCGUGGGUGCUAUCGGCGUGGGUGCUAUCGGCGUGGGUGCUAUCGGCGUGGGUGCUAUCGGCGUGGGUGCUAUCGGCGUGGGUGCUAUCGGCGUGGGUGCUAUCGGCGUGGGUGCUAUCGGCGUGGGUGCUAUCGGCGUGGGUGCUAUCGGCGUGGGUGCUAUCGGCGUGGGUGCUAUCGGCGUGGGUGCUAUCGGCGUGGGUGCUAUCGGCGUGGGUGCUAUCGGCGUGGGUGCUAUCGGCGUGGGUGCUAUCGGCGUGGGUGCUAUCGGCGUGGGUGCUAUCGGCGUGGGUGCUAUCGGCGUGGGUGCUAUCGGCGUGGGUGCUAUCGGCGUGGGUGCUAUCGGCGUGGGUGCUAUCGGCGUGGGUGCUAUCGGCGUGGGUGCUAUCGGCGUGGGUGCUAUCGGCGUGGGUGCUAUCGGCGUGGGUGCUAUCGGCGUGGGUGCUAUCGGCGUGGGUGCUAUCGGCGUGGGUGCUAUCGGCGUGGGUGCUAUCGGCGUGGGUGCUAUCGGCGUGGGUGCUAUCGGCGUGGGUGCUAUCGGCGUGGGUGCUAUCGGCGUGGGUGCUAUCGGCGUGGGUGCUAUCGGCGUGGGUGCUAUCGGCGUGGGUGCUAUCGGCGUGGGUGCUAUCGGCGUGGGUGCUAUCGGCGUGGGUGCUAUCGGCGUGGGUGCUAUCGGCGUGGGUGCUAUCGGCGUGGGUGCUAUCGGCGUGGGUGCUAUCGGCGUGGGUGCUAUCGGCGUGGGUGCUAUCGGCGUGGGUGCUAUCGGCGUGGGUGCUAUCGGCGUGGGUGCUAUCGGCGUGGGUGCUAUCGGCGUGGGUGCUAUCGGCGUGGGUGCUAUCGGCGUGGGUGCUAUCGGCGUGGGUGCUAUCGGCGUGGGUGCUAUCGGCGUGGGUGCUAUCGGCGUGGGUGCUAUCGGCGUGGGUGCUAUCGGCGUGGGUGCUAUCGGCGUGGGUGCUAUCGGCGUGGGUGCUAUCGGCGUGGGUGCUAUCGGCGUGGGUGCUAUCGGCGUGGGUGCUAUCGGCGUGGGUGCUAUCGGCGUGGGUGCUAUCGGCGUGGGUGCUAUCGGCGUGGGUGCUAUCGGCGUGGGUGCUAUCGGCGUGGGUGCUAUCGGCGUGGGUGCUAUCGGCGUGGGUGCUAUCGGCGUGGGUGCUAUCGGCGUGGGUGCUAUCGGCGUGGGUGCUAUCGGCGUGGGUGCUAUCGGCGUGGGUGCUAUCGGCGUGGGUGCUAUCGGCGUGGGUGCUAUCGGCGUGGGUGCUAUCGGCGUGGGUGCUAUCGGCGUGGGUGCUAUCGGCGUGGGUGCUAUCGGCGUGGGUGCUAUCGGCGUGGGUGCUAUCGGCGUGGGUGCUAUCGGCGUGGGUGCUAUCGGCGUGGGUGCUAUCGGCGUGGGUGCUAUCGGCGUGGGUGCUAUCGGCGUGGGUGCUAUCGGCGUGGGUGCUAUCGGCGUGGGUGCUAUCGGCGUGGGUGCUAUCGGCGUGGGUGCUAUCGGCGUGGGUGCUAUCGGCGUGGGUGCUAUCGGCGUGGGUGCUAUCGGCGUGGGUGCUAUCGGCGUGGGUGCUAUCGGCGUGGGUGCUAUCGGCGUGGGUGCUAUCGGCGUGGGUGCUAUCGGCGUGGGUGCUAUCGGCGUGGGUGCUAUCGGCGUGGGUGCUAUCGGCGUGGGUGCUAUCGGCGUGGGUGCUAUCGGCGUGGGUGCUAUCGGCGUGGGUGCUAUCGGCGUGGGUGCUAUCGGCGUGGGUGCUAUCGGCGUGGGUGCUAUCGGCGUGGGUGCUAUCGGCGUGGGUGCUAUCGGCGUGGGUGCUAUCGGCGUGGGUGCUAUCGGCGUGGGUGCUAUCGGCGUGGGUGCUAUCGGCGUGGGUGCUAUCGGCGUGGGUGCUAUCGGCGUGGGUGCUAUCGGCGUGGGUGCUAUCGGCGUGGGUGCUAUCGGCGUGGGUGCUAUCGGCGUGGGUGCUAUCGGCGUGGGUGCUAUCGGCGUGGGUGCUAUCGGCGUGGGUGCUAUCGGCGUGGGUGCUAUCGGCGUGGGUGCUAUCGGCGUGGGUGCUAUCGGCGUGGGUGCUAUCGGCGUGGGUGCUAUCGGCGUGGGUGCUAUCGGCGUGGGUGCUAUCGGCGUGGGUGCUAUCGGCGUGGGUGCUAUCGGCGUGGGUGCUAUCGGCGUGGGUGCUAUCGGCGUGGGUGCUAUCGGCGUGGGUGCUAUCGGCGUGGGUGCUAUCGGCGUGGGUGCUAUCGGCGUGGGUGCUAUCGGCGUGGGUGCUAUCGGCGUGGGUGCUAUCGGCGUGGGUGCUAUCGGCGUGGGUGCUAUCGGCGUGGGUGCUAUCGGCGUGGGUGCUAUCGGCGUGGGUGCUAUCGGCGUGGGUGCUAUCGGCGUGGGUGCUAUCGGCGUGGGUGCUAUCGGCGUGGGUGCUAUCGGCGUGGGUGCUAUCGGCGUGGGUGCUAUCGGCGUGGGUGCUAUCGGCGUGGGUGCUAUCGGCGUGGGUGCUAUCGGCGUGGGUGCUAUCGGCGUGGGUGCUAUCGGCGUGGGUGCUAUCGGCGUGGGUGCUAUCGGCGUGGGUGCUAUCGGCGUGGGUGCUAUCGGCGUGGGUGCUAUCGGCGUGGGUGCUAUCGGCGUGGGUGCUAUCGGCGUGGGUGCUAUCGGCGUGGGUGCUAUCGGCGUGGGUGCUAUCGGCGUGGGUGCUAUCGGCGUGGGUGCUAUCGGCGUGGGUGCUAUCGGCGUGGGUGCUAUCGGCGUGGGUGCUAUCGGCGUGGGUGCUAUCGGCGUGGGUGCUAUCGGCGUGGGUGCUAUCGGCGUGGGUGCUAUCGGCGUGGGUGCUAUCGGCGUGGGUGCUAUCGGCGUGGGUGCUAUCGGCGUGGGUGCUAUCGGCGUGGGUGCUAUCGGCGUGGGUGCUAUCGGCGUGGGUGCUAUCGGCGUGGGUGCUAUCGGCGUGGGUGCUAUCGGCGUGGGUGCUAUCGGCGUGGGUGCUAUCGGCGUGGGUGCUAUCGGCGUGGGUGCUAUCGGCGUGGGUGCUAUCGGCGUGGGUGCUAUCGGCGUGGGUGCUAUCGGCGUGGGUGCUAUCGGCGUGGGUGCUAUCGGCGUGGGUGCUAUCGGCGUGGGUGCUAUCGGCGUGGGUGCUAUCGGCGUGGGUGCUAUCGGCGUGGGUGCUAUCGGCGUGGGUGCUAUCGGCGUGGGUGCUAUCGGCGUGGGUGCUAUCGGCGUGGGUGCUAUCGGCGUGGGUGCUAUCGGCGUGGGUGCUAUCGGCGUGGGUGCUAUCGGCGUGGGUGCUAUCGGCGUGGGUGCUAUCGGCGUGGGUGCUAUCGGCGUGGGUGCUAUCGGCGUGGGUGCUAUCGGCGUGGGUGCUAUCGGCGUGGGUGCUAUCGGCGUGGGUGCUAUCGGCGUGGGUGCUAUCGGCGUGGGUGCUAUCGGCGUGGGUGCUAUCGGCGUGGGUGCUAUCGGCGUGGGUGCUAUCGGCGUGGGUGCUAUCGGCGUGGGUGCUAUCGGCGUGGGUGCUAUCGGCGUGGGUGCUAUCGGCGUGGGUGCUAUCGGCGUGGGUGCUAUCGGCGUGGGUGCUAUCGGCGUGGGUGCUAUCGGCGUGGGUGCUAUCGGCGUGGGUGCUAUCGGCGUGGGUGCUAUCGGCGUGGGUGCUAUCGGCGUGGGUGCUAUCGGCGUGGGUGCUAUCGGCGUGGGUGCUAUCGGCGUGGGUGCUAUCGGCGUGGGUGCUAUCGGCGUGGGUGCUAUCGGCGUGGGUGCUAUCGGCGUGGGUGCUAUCGGCGUGGGUGCUAUCGGCGUGGGUGCUAUCGGCGUGGGUGCUAUCGGCGUGGGUGCUAUCGGCGUGGGUGCUAUCGGCGUGGGUGCUAUCGGCGUGGGUGCUAUCGGCGUGGGUGCUAUCGGCGUGGGUGCUAUCGGCGUGGGUGCUAUCGGCGUGGGUGCUAUCGGCGUGGGUGCUAUCGGCGUGGGUGCUAUCGGCGUGGGUGCUAUCGGCGUGGGUGCUAUCGGCGUGGGUGCUAUCGGCGUGGGUGCUAUCGGCGUGGGUGCUAUCGGCGUGGGUGCUAUCGGCGUGGGUGCUAUCGGCGUGGGUGCUAUCGGCGUGGGUGCUAUCGGCGUGGGUGCUAUCGGCGUGGGUGCUAUCGGCGUGGGUGCUAUCGGCGUGGGUGCUAUCGGCGUGGGUGCUAUCGGCGUGGGUGCUAUCGGCGUGGGUGCUAUCGGCGUGGGUGCUAUCGGCGUGGGUGCUAUCGGCGUGGGUGCUAUCGGCGUGGGUGCUAUCGGCGUGGGUGCUAUCGGCGUGGGUGCUAUCGGCGUGGGUGCUAUCGGCGUGGGUGCUAUCGGCGUGGGUGCUAUCGGCGUGGGUGCUAUCGGCGUGGGUGCUAUCGGCGUGGGUGCUAUCGGCGUGGGUGCUAUCGGCGUGGGUGCUAUCGGCGUGGGUGCUAUCGGCGUGGGUGCUAUCGGCGUGGGUGCUAUCGGCGUGGGUGCUAUCGGCGUGGGUGCUAUCGGCGUGGGUGCUAUCGGCGUGGGUGCUAUCGGCGUGGGUGCUAUCGGCGUGGGUGCUAUCGGCGUGGGUGCUAUCGGCGUGGGUGCUAUCGGCGUGGGUGCUAUCGGCGUGGGUGCUAUCGGCGUGGGUGCUAUCGGCGUGGGUGCUAUCGGCGUGGGUGCUAUCGGCGUGGGUGCUAUCGGCGUGGGUGCUAUCGCGUGGGUGCUAUCGCGUGGGUGCUAG
Closterium sp. Yama58-4 is the source of this 5538-nucleotide messenger RNA. Lineage: Eukaryota; Viridiplantae; Streptophyta; Zygnematophyceae; Desmidiales; Closteriaceae. The record is from the annotation of a GenBank genome assembly.